GUUUUGGGGGGCACCAACGUAUCCCGAGGGUUAAAUGAUCGGGGCUUCUAUAGGAGACGCUCAUUUACGGAGUGGCAGGAGUGGGACGGGAAGUCUAAGUGUGUAAUGUCCAAUUUUGUUCAUGUUGUGAUUGGUUUGUCAAAGAAAAAUUUAACUUUUAGAGAUUUAUUAGGAAUGGGAAAGGAGGGGUGAGGUAUAGGGGGAAAUUUAGGCAAUGUUAAAAAAAAAAAAAAAAACUUCCUCGGCUUCUCUUAGACACUUCCAGCUCUUGCUGGAACCAACAUACUGCUUUCCCAGCUCUCACUCCCAAGUCUUGCCAGAACUCCCCAUCCCAUCUACUGGCCAGACUCGCGACCUGGAAGGCCCUGGUUUCCCUGCCUCCUGUCUCUCCCCUGUCCUAGUCCAUCCUCCACACAGGCCCCCCACAUCCCUCCUCUCUGGAGAGAUCAGGGGCUUCAGUUUUUCUGUCCCACUCCCCUUAAUAUACACUCGGCUCCAUUCGCAAGGGGCUCUUCCCUCCUUUGUCCUUGUGUGGCCCUGGCUGAAGUAAACAAUCAAGAUGACUUGCAUAGAGCUCUACGGGUGCAAAAGUACUUUGCAAUAGCUCGUACUAGCAGGUGCUAUUAUUAUGCCUAUUUUAAAGAUGAGAAAACUGAGGUGGCACAGGAUAGUAAGUUUCUGAGAUGUAUUUGAACUCUUGACGGCGCCAUCUAGCGGCCUCGAGAGGUAGCACCGUUAAGUUAGCAUCCUUAAAGGUUCGGCGGAUUCAACGCUUCCGUCGGUGGAAGCAGUCUCCCUCUCUUUCCUCUCGGUGCCCCUUCUGGGGACACUGCCUUGGGGCGGGCAUUGUGAGGUGCGGAACCAAGGGCCGGAAGCGCAGGCCGAGGCAGGGACCGUUUGGGGGCCGCACUCGGGAGCGCCGGAAGUGGAUUCUGAGGACCCGGAUCGCCACCGAAAGGACUCGGGAUGGAGACGGAAGCGGUUCAGGAUUCCCGAGCAGCAGCAGCAGCUUCUGCAGCCCCCGAGCUCGGCCUUGGAGGGGGCGCCCUGCACUGGGGGGAGCCGAGCGGGGCGCAGCCCCCUCAGGCCCCCCAGAAGCAGGGCCCUGCCCAGACCGAGGAGGAGGACGAGGAGGAGGUCCAGGAGGACCCUGGCGUCCGGGCCAUGCUGCGCGCCGUGGCCGGCAGCCGCAUCCCAGUGUGCAGCCAGCAGAAGGACGAGCCCGACUUCACCGAGAGGGAGAAGGUGGCCAUCCUGCGCCGCCUCUACCGCGACAAGCCCCUGGUCUUCCUGGAGCGCUUCCGCAGCAGCCUCCGCGAAGAGCACCUGGCCUGCUUCCAGCAUCUGCGCGGGGACUACCGGGCCGACUUCUACUGCGCGGAGGUGCUGCGGGGGGCGGCCGCCCGGGGCAGGGCCUCCCGCACCCGCCUGCGCAACCGGCGCUAUGCAGCCCUGCAGGAGCUCAUCCGCGGUGGGGAGUACUUCAGCGAUGAGCAGAUGCGGGCCCGGGACCCCCUGCUGUAUGAGCAGUACAUUGGACAGUACCUGAGCGAAGAGGAGCUGGCUGCCCGCUCCCCAAAGACCUUGGCCCCGGAUGGCUGCCCUCUGGCAGACCUGCUCCUCCAGUCCUACCAGGAGGGGGUGCUCCAGCGAAGGCUGCUGCAGCAGCAGGAGGAGGAGGAUGCCUGCCUGGAGGAGGACGAAGAUGAAGAGGAGGAGGAUGAAGAAGAGGAAGAAAAUUGCGGGCCUGGGCAGGAGGAAGAAGUCUGGGUCCCCGAUUCAGAGGAGAAGGUCAUCCUCAGGGAGGAAUUCACCAGCAGGAUGCACCAGCGCUUCCUGGACGGCAAAGACGGAGACUUUGAUUACAGUAAGGUGGACGACAACCCGGAAUUUGACAACUUGGACAUUGUGACUCGGGAUGAGGAAGAGCGCUAUUUUGAUGAAGAGGAGCCGGGGGAGGCGGAGCCAGAUGAGGAGGACUAGCUAGAACCCGGACCCAAACUUGUACCCCGGGCAGUGGCCACCGGACCCCAGCAGGGGGCGCCCUCUGCCAGGCGCAGACCUCCCCCACCUGGAACAUGACUGAUGAGGAAGCGCAGCCUCUGGUGCUUGUGUGGGGGGCCCGGGCAGCACCCCCUCCCCGGGAUCCCUCCGCCUCUGCCUCUCGGGGCCUCUCGUCGCGCGACCUCCGAUCUCUGUUAAUUCCCCGUCCCCAGCCUGCCUCUCCCCCGAGUCCCCUCCCCCUUCCAGGCCCCCAGUGGCUCGGGAUUCGGCCGCCCCCGAGCCCCAUCUUGGUCAAGGUCGCUCAGAACAGGACUGGCCUCCGAGGAACGGCGCUCGCUAGGAGAGGCCGGCCCCCGGCUCCCCUCGCGUCCCCAACCACAGCCGCAACUUUCCCUUCCUUCACUUCCUCCUGCCCUGUUUACACUCCCCAAAUACUUGCAGCCUGUUA
This is a messenger RNA of Antechinus flavipes (yellow-footed antechinus), 2452 nucleotides long. It is a transcript of the gene CCDC97, whose product is annotated as coiled-coil domain containing 97. The coding region runs from base 967 to 1983 and encodes 338 amino acids. Lineage: Eukaryota; Metazoa; Chordata; Mammalia; Dasyuromorphia; Dasyuridae. The transcript has 5 exons. The record is from RefSeq and is a predicted model, not a curated record.